GCAGCUUCCUAAUCAUUGGGUCAUUCCAUAAGCACUUUAGAUUUGGCCAGUCCGUCGUCCCUACUAUGCUACUGUAACUCGAGUGCCACACUGCUUGAUAUAAAAGAACAGAUCUCUCCGUCUAUCAGAGUUUAUAUAGUCAAUCCUAUUUUUCUUCUUGUCUUCCUACUACACCCCGUUUAACCAACCGCUGUUCACAAGGUUAAUGAGCAACACAAGAUGAAUACAGCACGUAAGAUAAAAACGAUCUUUGCAGCGAUAGACGUGACAGAAGGGGCGGGCGCGCGAGUUCGUCGUUCCAUUGGCAGCCAACAGCUACGCAAUUUCAGUCCCUUCUUAUUACUUGACCAUGCUACAGUUGGGCCAGAUGCAGGAUUUCCUGAGCACCCUCACCGUGGCCAGGAGACUGUCACUUACUGCCUGGCCGGUUACUCUGACCACGAAGACUUCACCGGGCAUAAAGGCACUCUCGGACCUGGGGACUUACAGUUUAUGACCGCCGGUCGCGGAAUCAUGCAUGCCGAGAUGCCGCGUGGAAAUCCGGAUGGCAGCCCUGGGGUGGGGAUCCAGCUAUGGGUCGACCUGCCCAAAGCUCUGAAAUAUGUUGAGCCGAGAUAUAGAUACGUCAACGUGUCUGAGGUUCCCAGGGUGGAAGUGGAUAAUGGCUGUGUGGCUAUCACUGUGAUCGCUGGACAGUCGCACGGCGUAGAAUCGAAAAACGACCUGACAUAUACACCAAUUUGGUACCUCGACAUUGAAAUUAGACCGGGCGGUAGCAUCAAACAAAUUGUACCAGUCGGUUGGAACACCUUUGCUUAUAUACUGGAAGGCACAAUGACAUUUCACUCUGAAGCUUCUAGCGUCCGCGCUAGACAAUAUCACACUGUCAUCUUCCAUGGAGCAGGUACGCACAUCGAAGCAUCGGUCCCGGAAGAUGAGCCGCGUGCUGCCCGUUUCCUACUUCUUUCGGGGGAGCCUCUGAACCAACGAAUUGUACAUUACGGGCCUUUCGUUUGCACUAGUGAAGAGGAAAUAUACGAGGCGAUAUCGGACUUUCGAAAUGGCAAAAAUGGGUUUGAGAGAGCUAUUGGAUGGCAAAGUAGUAUUACGAAACCAGUCUCUUUAUAAAAUUAUAAUAUUAUACAUACUUAUCAAGAAACCACAAAUAUAGAACGGCUUCAUAGAUCGAGCAAGUACGUACCAAGCCUGUGGAAACUUUGCAUCCGAGCAGCAUCUAGUCCCCACAAGUGGUUUUUAUCAUCACCUAAAGACCAAGACGGAAAGUCUACCAGUGGGUAAUUCCCAAAGAGCCUCCUUUACCUGAAGGUCAAUAUCGUGAACGAACCGACGUGCGGCACCUACUUUCA
Molecule: messenger RNA, 1367 nt
Organism: Aspergillus alliaceus
Lineage: Eukaryota; Fungi; Ascomycota; Eurotiomycetes; Eurotiales; Aspergillaceae
Product: pirin family protein
Exons: 1
Coding region: 220-1128 (302 amino acids)
Source: RefSeq, a predicted model, not a curated record